Andrographis paniculata is the source of this 3300-nucleotide messenger RNA. RefSeq lists its product as uncharacterized. The record is from RefSeq and is a predicted model, not a curated record. NCBI's taxonomy places the organism in Eukaryota, Viridiplantae, Streptophyta, Magnoliopsida, Lamiales, Acanthaceae. The transcript has 18 exons. Gene Ontology annotation, biological process: mitotic G2 DNA damage checkpoint signaling; mitotic DNA replication checkpoint signaling; DNA replication initiation. The coding region runs from base 132 to 2951 and encodes 939 amino acids.
UUCCCGCGCCUGAUGAUGAGUGGUGAUUGGAGAAUUUCCGCGACGAAUUCUGUCCCAAUUUCGAACCCUAAUCUGAACUGAAAUUCCUUGGGGCACCCUGCUGGAGGUAGACUGACUAUCGGAGCUUGAAGAUGGCGGCCAAGGUUUUCAAGGGGGCAAAUGUAUUCAUGUCUCGGAACCUCGUUCCGCCGGAGCUCUUCGACGCGCUUCACGACGCCUUGAAGCUGAACGGCGCCGAAAUCUUCCUCUGCUGCGACCCGUCGCGCAAUGGGCCCAACGAUUACCACGUCAUCUCCUCCUCAGUGCAUGAAAAGUUUGAGAGCCUUCGCUCAAAAGGAUGUAAAAUGAUCGGUCCACAGUGUGUGUUGACCUGUUCCAAAGAACACAGAGUACUGCCAAAUCAGGGUUUCACAUGUUGCCUUGCGAUGGAUGGCGUCAACAUACUUGCAUCUGGUUUUGAGAAGGACGAAAAAGUUGAAAUUUCCAAGAUGGUUACUGCAAUGGGAGGAGUCUUGCUUGCAAAAGCAUCGUCAGAUGUCAAUUUUGUUAUUGUGAAGAAUGUUUUAGCGCAAAAAUACAAGUGGGCUCUAAACAAUCUGAAAAAACCUAUUGUUACACAAAAUUGGCUCUCCCAGUGCUGGAAAGAGCAUCGGGUGGUUCCUCAGGAUGCCUACAGGGUUCUCCCUUUUUCUGGAUUGAUUAUAUGCGUUAGUGGAAUUCCUGCAGAUGAGCGCAAGGAAAUUGAGAAGCUGGCUGUGCAACAUGGUGGCAGUUAUUCAGGAGAGCUAACCAAGCGGUGUACACAUUUGAUCUGUGAUGCCCCUGAAGGUGACAAAUAUAAGGUUGCAAAGAGAUGGGGGCACAUCUCCAUAGUUACCAGGAAAUGGUUCCAUCAAUCAAUUGCCAGAAAAGCAUGCCUUAAUGAGGAGUCCUAUCCAGUUCAAGGUGGUUUGACACCUUCGAUGAGUACAAAAACAAUGGAGCAGCAUAGUCAAGGCAAGGGGAUCAGAAAUCCGCAGCAUAGCUCUUCAUCUAUGGCCACUGCCCUUGAUAUGGAGCCUUCCUUUUUGGUUCAGGAUACAGAAUCUGAUCUUGAAUAUUCCAUGCCAAAUAUCUAUCCUACAUUUGCUGAGUCUCCUCAGUCACCUAAAGAGGGAACUAAUCCACCUUGUGAUAAGCCAAAAUCUGAUUUAGAUUGUGAUCCUUGUGUUGCUGAUGAUUCACAAAGUGAGGAUGAUGCUCUGUACCUAUCUGAGUGUAGAAUUCUACUCGUAGGCUUUGAUGCUUCUGCACUACGGAAGCUGGUUGACAUGGUUCGUCGAGGUGGUGGGUCUCGAUACACGUCCUUCAGUGAAAAAUUGACACAUGUUCUAGUUGGAAAUCCCAGUGACAAUGAACUCAAAGAAAUAAGGAGCCUCGCAGCCCUUGGGGUUACAUACGUGGUUAAAACAACAUGGCUUGAAGAAUGCACCCAGAAAAAGAAAGAAGUUCCUGUACUCAAAUGUCACAUUGCUUAUGAUGUACUACUCCCAAAAGAUCCUGUAAUCUUAAAAAAAACCACUACAACAAGCAUGAUUGGUGUCAAGCAGGGGAAGUCAUCUGCUUCUCAGUCUGUUAGCAACAAGGAAAACGGAAAUUUUCAAUCAGAAGCUUUAUGUAAUUUGAAAGAUGAAUCCAAGACAACUUUGCAAAGUGGAGUGAGCACUGAGAUUACUGCUUUAAAGCCUUCGAUGGUAUUUAAAGGGAUGCUCUUCCGUUUUUCAAGCACUUUUCCUGAAGAACAAAGAUCUGAAAUUGUGUUGUGGGUUAAUCAAGGAGGUGGAGAAGUUAUUAUAGAUCAAAAUGAAAACAAUGUGAACUUCAUUGUUGAGCGUCAUGGUGUGCCCUGUCUGACAAAUAAUUUUGGGAGUACAUACAUAACCACUCAUUGGAUUUAUUCUUGUCUAGAGGAUGGCUGUAUGCUGGAUGUUAGCAGUCACAUUCUCUACUCUCCACUGUCUUGUCAAGUUCCUUUACCCGGAUUUGAAAGACAUUGCCUGUGUGUUUCAAUGUAUGACAAGAAAGAAAAACAGCUAUUAAGAAAUUUGUGCUAUGUUCUUGGAGUGAAGUUUGUCGAAACACUGAAGAGGAAGAAAGUCACCCAUCUAUUAUGCAAAUUUACUCAUGGCGAAAAAUACGCAGCUGCCUGUAAAUGGGGAAUACCUGUAGCUACAGCUGAGUGGCUAUAUGAAUGUGUCAAGCAGAACAAGGUUGUUGAUUCACAAGGAUUUCACCCUAAAGAACCUACACCACAAGACCAAGAAGCUGGAUUACAUUUUGUGAGCCAAUUUACCACUCAAUCUGCUACGGCAACAUCUGCAGACAAUGCCUCCCAGAAUCCAAGUCUGUUUCAGGGUCUGGGAAACAUGCAAACCGUUGCUUCCAUGGGGUGUGUCACAAGAGAUGACAACAGUAAUGUGAGUAGUGGUAGUAAACGAAAAAGGCUUUCGGGAACUGAAAAUGUAAAGCAUCCGCUACCAUGUGUCUAUGCUGCUGAAAUUUCUUUAAAUAAAAGCCCUUCAGAGAAGAGUUUUUCUGAUAAUGGUAGAGAAACUUCUAUGGCUCCUGAUGUUGCUGCAGCUAUAGAAGAUUUGUUGGAGCAGACAAGAAAGAUCCAAGAUCGGAAGCCUGAGGAGACAACUGUCUGCCAUGAGAAUUUUUUGUCCUCUACUUCCACAAUGCUUGCUCAAAGGCAUGUUGAUCCCCUACCUGAUCCAGGGGAGCCAUCUAAACAUUGGACGACCAGGUUGGACAAAAAGAACGAUGAUCCUUCUACAGACACUGCUGCUCGGGGAAUCUAUGAUGGUUUUAGUGAAACGCAAACUGAUUCUCAGGUUGUCGGUUAUGAGGAGGAUUUAUCCGGCAGACAAAUGAUUAUUGAUAGAGUUCGUACGAGGAGCAGUAUGGCUUAAUACCUUUCAUCUGUUGGUACCACUUGUUUCAAAUCACCCCAGAAGCAAUCGAUGAGAUUGAAUCCAAGAACCCAAUGUCCUUCGGCUCAAAUGUUACCUGCUUCAUGAUGUACAUGAUUGUGCAGCGCAUAAAUUGUCGAAAGCACCUGAAGGAUUAAACUGUAAGGUUGUCUAAUACAGUAUGGCUUUAACUUCUAUGGGAUCAUAUCAUACUUUCUUUUGGCAAAAAUGUAAAAAUGUUGAAAGAAUCAUGUAGUUAGAUAAAUCUGCUAUGAAUUUGAUAUUAUGAUAUGUACUAGACAUUGCUUUUUGUUGUGUAUUUUGGAACAAAAUAAUUUGAAUUUAAGUA